CAGGACAAGGCUUCCACAACAAACAUCACUGUUGAAUUUCGGAUGUUUUUGAAAUAGGAAAAAUGUAAUUGCGGAACUAUAGUAAUAAUUUAAAACACAAUAUUUGCACAUACACAUUGAAGCUUCCCCACUGGACUCUGAACACUUCAUCAAUGGCGGAACUAGACGAGGGAAGAAGACCGAGUGAGGAAUCCACAGAGGAGUCCGAGGAGGAGGACAGUGAAGAGGAGCCCAAGCUGAAGUAUGAGAGACUCUCCAAUGGGGUGACAGAAAUCCUCCAGAAGGAUGCAGCCAGCUGUAUGACCGUCCACGACAAGUUUCUUGCCCUGGGUACUCACUUUGGGAAGGUGUUCCUGCUGGACAUCCAAGGAAAUGUGACUCAGAAGUUUGAAAUUAGUUCAGUGAAGAUCAACCAGAUCAGUCUGGAUGAAAGUGGAGAGCAUGUGGGCAUCUGCUCCGAGGAUGGGAAGGUUCAAGUGUUUGGCCUCUAUACAAGGGAGGGCUUUCAUGAGAACUUCGACUGUCCCAUUAAAGUGGUUGCUUUACACCCUCAGUUUACAAGAUCAAACUACAAACAGUUUGUGACUGGCGGGAACAAGCUGCUUCUUUACGAGAGGAACUGGUUGAAUCGCUGGAAGAUGUCUGUUCUACAUGAGGGCGAGGGCACCAUCUCGAACAUCCAGUGGAGAGCUAAUCUCAUCGCCUGGGCCAACAACGUGGGAGUUAAAAUCUAUGAUUUCAGUACAAAACAGCGCAUCACAAAUGUGCUGCGAGAUAAUGUCAGUCUGAGGCCUGACAUGUACCCGUGUAGCCUGUGUUGGAAAGACAACACCACCCUCAUUGUUGGGUGGGGUACUUCCAUUAAGAUUUGUGUCGUCAAAGAGCGAAAUGCCACGGAAAUGAGAGACCUGCCAAGCCGUUAUGUGGAAAUCGUGUCAGCGUUUGAGACUGAGUUUUACAUCAGUGGCCUGGCACCACUGGCAGAUCAACUGGUCACCCUGUACUUUGUGAAGGAUCACAUGGAUGAGGCCUUUCGUGCUCGGCCUCGUCUUGACAUCAUCCAGCCACUCCCUGAGAGCUGUGAGGAAAUCUCCUCAGACGCCUUGACUGUGCGUAAAUACCAAGACAAUGAGUGCAGAGACUACCGCCUGGAGCAUUCAGAGGGCGAAUCGCUCUUCUACAUCAUCAGUCCCAAAGACAUCGUUGUGGCCAAAGAGCGAGACCAGGAUGACCACAUCGACUGGCUGCUUGAAAAGGAGAAAUAUGAGGAGGCACUGAUGGCUGCAGAGAUCAGCUUCAAAAACAUCAAGCGACAUGAUGUGCAGAAAAUUGGGAUGGACUACAUCAAUCACUUAGUGAAGAAAGGAGAGUACGACAUGGCUGCGAGGAAGUGUCAGAAGGUUCUUGGGAAAAACAUGGAACUAUGGGAAAAUGAAGUCUACAGGUUCAAGACCAUUGGGCAGUUGAAAGCCAUCAGUCAGUAUUUGCCCCGAGGAGAUCUGCGUCUCAGACCUGCCAUUUAUGAAAUGAUUUUGCAUGACUUCCUCAAAACUGAUUAUGAGGGUUUUGCCACAUUGAUCCGAGAAUGGCCCGGAGAACUUUACAACAACAUGGCUAUUGUUCAGGCCGUGAACGAUCACCUGAAGAAAGACCCCACGAACAGCACCUUGCUCACUACACUGGCUGAGCUGUACACCUAUGACCAGCGCUAUGACAGAGCCUUAGAAAUCUACCUGAGACUGAGACACAAAGAUGUUUACCAACUGAUCCACAAACACAAUCUCUUCUCAUCCAUUGAAGACAAGAUCGUCCUCCUCAUGGACUUUGACAAAGAAAAAGCUGUUGACAUGCUUCUUGACAAUGAAGACAAAAUAUCAACUGAUAAAGUGGUGGAGGAACUAGCAGACAGGCCUGAACUUCUGCAUGUGUACCUCCAUAAACUAUUCAAGCGGGACCACCACAAGGGCCAAAAGUACCAUGAGAGGCAGAUCGGCCUUUAUGCAGAAUAUGACCGACCAAAUCUAUUACCUUUUCUGAGAGACAGCACUCACUGCCCUCUUGAAAAGGCUCUUGAGAUUUGUCAGCAGAGGAACUUUGUGGAGGAGACUGUCUUCCUGCUUAGCAGGAUGGGUAACUGCAGACGUGCACUGCAGAUGAUCAUGGAGGAGUUGGAAGACGUGGGCAAAGCCAUAGAGUUUGCUAAAGAGCAGGACGAUGCAGAGCUGUGGGAGGAUCUCAUCUCUUACUCUAUUGAUAAGCCACCGUUCAUCACUGGCCUCCUUAAUAACAUUGGUACGCACGUUGAUCCCAUCCUGCUCAUCAAUCGCAUAAAGGAGGGGAUGGAGAUCCCAAACUUAAGAGAUUCCCUAGUAAAAAUCCUUCAGGACUACAAUCUACAGAUCCUAUUGAGGGAAGGCUGUAAGAAGAUCCUUGUGGCCGACUCACUUUCGUUGCUACAGAAAAUGCACAGAACACAGAUGAGAGGAGUUAGGGUUGAUGAGGAGAACAUUUGUGAAUCUUGUCAUGCUACAAUCUUACCUUCAGACAUGGCCAAAACCUUCAGCGUUGUAGUGUUUCACUGCAGACACAUGUUUCAUAAAGAAUGUUUGCCAUCUCCAGGGACAUUUCCUGGAAUGCAGUUUUGUAACAUCUGCAGUGCGAAGAGGCGCGGGCCAGGAAGUGGAAUACUUGAGAUGAAAAAAUAACAAGAAUUCAUGUGUUUACAAGCUAUUAUUGAUGCUUUUAUCCCCCCCUGUUGCUUUUACUUUUACGCGAGCUGCACUGAUCAAUAAAAAUCACUUUCCCUCAGUCACUGAAAUGUACACUUGCAAAAAUGCUAAAUAUAUAUAUUGGAUUGUCUGUAUAUUUAAAUCUAACAGCUGUAAAGUGCUGCGCUUGUGUUUGUUACUAAUGUGAUUUGGUGUCUAAAAAUUAAAAUCUCUUUGAAACUGUG
Betta splendens (Siamese fighting fish) is the source of this 2953-nucleotide messenger RNA. RefSeq names its product VPS41 subunit of HOPS complex (gene vps41). Gene Ontology annotation, cellular component: late endosome; HOPS complex. The transcript has 28 exons. Gene Ontology annotation, biological process: vesicle-mediated transport; endosomal vesicle fusion; macroautophagy. Lineage: Eukaryota; Metazoa; Chordata; Actinopteri; Anabantiformes; Osphronemidae. The record is from RefSeq and is a predicted model, not a curated record. Bases 153 to 2705 code for a protein of 850 amino acids. Gene Ontology annotation, molecular function: protein binding.